AUGGCGGGCCUUGAGCAGAUCGAGGUGCAUUCACGAAACUACCUGGUCCGCUGGGUCAAUGUCAAGCAAGAACAGACUAUUUCGUGGACUGUCCAACCUCACAAAAAGUCCAUCAACUUCGGCCUCUUCAAGCACCCUGGCCCUCAAUCCGUCCUCCAUGCUUCACAAAUCUCCCUUCUCCCACCACCCUCGCCCAACCCUGCGGCUGCGGAUGAAGACAAAAGCGAGGCUAAUUCCACCGCCAUCGAGAAGCUGACCAGUAUUGGCCUGAAACAAGUUCGCUGGGUAGGCAAAUGUGAAGCCGAUAAGGUCUCCCAGGGCAUUUAUGAAGUCCCCUUAGGUCAGGGCGGAAACUAUGCUCUGGUAUUUGACAACACGUUUUCCAAAAACAUCUCCAAAACCGCCACUGUCUUUCUCUUCACAUAUCCUACGGCAUGUCAGUCGCAGAUCCAGUUCGGUGCCCAGAUGCACCAUUCUCAAGCAAUGGCUUCUGCCAUGGCCAUAGCGGCGGGAAAUGCGCCCAUGUUCAAGAGAAGCCCUAAGCUCAAGGCUCGAGACAAAGAAUCGGUCGACUCCCUGAGACAAGCUUCACUGAGCCAUUCCGUCCCGGCAAGCAUUGCUGCUGUUUCUGAGGGUGCUAGAGCUGGUGAGGAUUCGGCCUCGAUUCACACCGGUGUCUUACAGAAACGGAGAAGGAAGAAGCAUCAGGGUUAUGCCCGUCGCUUCUUCUGCUUGGACUAUACAUCUUCCACACUCUCGUACUACCACGAUCGUAAUUCCUCAGCUCUCCGAGGCGCCAUUCCACUUUCUCUGGCUGCGAUUGCCGCCAAUUCAAAGUCUCGUGAGAUUUCGAUCGAUUCGGGCGCGGAGAUCUGGCACCUCAAAGCCAACAAUGUCGGAGAUUUCGAGGCUUGGAAGACGGCCUUGGCUACUGCUACACGUUUGAUGCUUGAAUCAUCCACUCCAGCAGAUGGUCUACAUAUUGAGACUGGGAAUGGAGGAAUGGCAGACCGACCAUCAGCGGUGAACGACCAAGAAUGGGCUCGGCUUGAAACCUUAUUAAGCAGGAUAUCAGGCACUCGAGAUGCAGUGCGUCGCCUAUGCAUAGACACGUUGUCUACUCCCGCUCCCUCGGCGUCACCGAGACUAGGACCAGCAUCUCAGAGUACCACUCCCACUGAUGGCCCGAGUGAAGAUUAUUUCAGACAGGAUGACAAGCGACCCUUCUGGAAACGAAAACCCAGUUCCAGUGCCACCCAAGCCAGUAUUUUCAAACGUAGCGUUUCGGCGCAAUUGGCCGUCCCUAUACCUGGAGUGGAGAAUCUCCUGAGAAACGGAAUUCCAGCUGCACCGGCCAACUCAACCACUCGGCCUCAUAUGCACCAUGAGGAAAGCAUGUACGAUCAUUGCAAGGCUCUCUUGCACGAUUUGGACUCGGUGGUUUCGGAAUUCUCCAGUUUGGUAACGGAGAACAAGAUCCGACGUACUGCUCCGCCUAGAUCUGCGGUGUCAAGGAUGAGCCUGCAGUCUGUUGAGUCGCAGGAAUACUUUGAUGCCGAAGAUGACAAGGGACUGCUCAACAUACACAGUGAUUCUGAUCGAGAAGAGAGUUAUGAUGAAGCGGUUGGAGGAGAUGAGGAUUCUGCCACCAGCAGUGAUAUUGGUGAAGAUUCACUGGAUGCGGGCAAGAGAAGAUCCGGCAGUCUCUCGUCGUAUCUUCCACCUCGUGCCAAAACAUUGACUCCCCUGCCCAUGGAGAUUGUCUCAAGGCGGAAGACUGUCGCUGCCCCAACCAUUAUGCCACCAAGUCUAAUUGGAUUCUUGAGGAAGAAUGUGGGCAAGGAUCUGUCGACCAUUUCGAUGCCAGUUUCGGCCAACGAGCCGCUGUCCCUUCUUCAAAAAGCCGCGGAGCAAUUGGAAUACUCACAAUUACUGGAUAGUGCAGUUAAGAGCGGCGACACCUUUGAACGAUUGAUGUAUGUAACGGCCUUUGCUCUGUCUGCUCUCUCGGGGGCACGUGUCAAGGAAAGGUCUAUUCGAAAACCAUUCAAUCCCAUGCUUGGGGAGACGUAUGAAUUAGUGCGCGAAGAUCGAGGAUUUCGGUUCAUUGCAGAAAAGGUAUCACACCGACCUGUUCAGCUUGCAUUCCACGCCGAGUCCAAGGACUGGACAUUCACACAAUCACCUAUGCCGUCGCAAAAGUUUUGGGGCAAAUCGUCGGAAAUUAUUACCGAAGGGAAAGCACGCCUUGUUCUACACAGUACAGGGGAAGUGUUUUCGUGGUCAGCAGCCACAUGCUUUUUACGCAACAUUAUCGCAGGCGAGAAAUACGUUGAGCCGGUGGGAACCAUGACGGUUUUUAACGAGACGACAGGAGCCAAGGCUGUAGCCUCAUUCAAGGCCAAAGGAAUGUUCUCGGGCCGCAGUGAAGAAGUCGAGACUCAAACCAUUGAUGCAAACGGGCAGGAUCUAGCAAUCAAUCUCCACGGGACAUGGACGACUGCACUCCAGUUGAAGGAGCCCGGCAAGAUUGGACAGUCGAAUAUAUGGUCGGCAGGAGCUCUGGUGGACCAAGCACCGAAACACUACGGUAUGCCACUUUUUGCAGCGCAGUUGAAUGAGAUCACGGAUGUGGAGAGGAAUCGACUCCCGGAGACGGAUAGCCGGCUCCGACCGGACCAGCAAGCUCUGGAAAGGGGGGAUCACGAUGAAGCCGAAUCACUCAAGAAUCAAUUGGAGGAAGCACAGCGAGCCAGACGAAGAGAAAUGGAAGAAGCGGGCGAGACGUGGAAAGCGCGGUGGUUUACACCGGUGGAGAUGGGGGGCGAAGUCAUCUGGAGGCUCAAGGCUGGUAAAGAGGGCUAUUGGGAGGAAAGGGCACGUGGUGAAUGGACCGGAGUCGUGCCUGUGCUUGACGUAUAA
Exophiala bonariae is the source of this 2922-nucleotide messenger RNA. RefSeq lists its product as uncharacterized. Gene Ontology annotation, molecular function: sterol binding. Gene Ontology annotation, cellular component: intracellular membrane-bounded organelle; cytosol; membrane. Gene Ontology annotation, biological process: piecemeal microautophagy of the nucleus; exocytosis; endocytosis. The transcript has 2 exons. Bases 1 to 2922 code for a protein of 973 amino acids. Lineage: Eukaryota; Fungi; Ascomycota; Eurotiomycetes; Chaetothyriales; Herpotrichiellaceae. The record is from RefSeq and is a predicted model, not a curated record.